AUGUGCACCCCGCCCGGCUCCCCCGCCGCCGCCGCGCCGGAGCCCGGGAGCCCGCCGCAGGAGCCGCCGCCGCCAGCCCCGGAGGAGCCGGCAGCAGCCGCCGCGGGCGGCGGGCGGCGGCGCAAGCGGCCGGUGCCGCGGGGCAAGCCGCCCUACAGCUACAUCGCCCUGAUCGCCAUGGCCAUCGCCCACGCGGCCGAGCGGCGGCUGACGCUGGGCGGCAUCUACCGCUUCAUCACCGAGCGCUUCCCCUUCUACCGCGAGAACCCCAAGAAGUGGCAGAACAGCAUCCGCCACAACCUCACCCUGAACGACUGCUUCGUCAAGGUGCCCCGCGAGCCGGGCCACCCGGGCAAGGGCAACUACUGGGCGCUGGACCCGGCGGCCGAGGACAUGUUCGACAACGGCAGCUUCCUCCGCCGCAGAAAGCGCUUCAAGCGGGCCGAGCUCGCCACCUACCCGGCCUACUCCGCCUUCAGCCCCGCCGCCCCCUACGCGCCCGCCGGCUACAGCCCGCCGCUGCCCGCCGGCGCCCCCUACCCGCGGGGCUUCACCAUCGACAGCCUCAUGGGCGGCGCCGAGCUGGGCCUGAGCCCCGCCGCCGAGCUGGGCGGCUGCCCCGAGCCCGCCUGCUUCCCGCCCGCCAGCCCGCUGGGCCGGGCCUACCCCUACUCCGCCUCGCCGCCGCUGCCCGGGCCCCCGAGCGGCUACUCCCCGCCCAGCAGCGCCCCGCUCUACGGCGCCGCCGGCCGGCUGGGCCUGCCGCCCGUGCGCGCCGCCGUCUCCUGCGCCGAGCACCGAGCCGCUCUUGGCGCUGGCCGGGCCGCAGUUCGGCCCCAAUCCCGCCUACAUGCGGCAGACGGGGUUCGCUUCGGGACUCGAACGGUACAUGUGACUCCGGCGCUGCUCUUCCCGGUGCCACUGGCUGUAGGAGCAGGGCCCAUGUACAACCCCUUUCCAUGUUGA
Molecule: messenger RNA, 966 nt
Organism: Emys orbicularis (European pond turtle)
Lineage: Eukaryota; Metazoa; Chordata; Testudines; Emydidae
Gene: FOXE3
Product: forkhead box E3
Biological process (GO): anatomical structure morphogenesis; regulation of transcription by RNA polymerase II; cell differentiation
Molecular function (GO): DNA-binding transcription factor activity, RNA polymerase II-specific; RNA polymerase II cis-regulatory region sequence-specific DNA binding
Source: RefSeq, a predicted model, not a curated record